Messenger RNA from Oncorhynchus nerka (sockeye salmon), 5842 nucleotides. Its product is annotated as transcription activator BRG1-like. Gene Ontology annotation, biological process: DNA transposition; regulation of DNA-templated transcription; DNA integration. Gene Ontology annotation, cellular component: nucleus. The transcript has 6 exons. Gene Ontology annotation, molecular function: DNA binding; ATP binding. The record is from RefSeq and is a predicted model, not a curated record. Lineage: Eukaryota; Metazoa; Chordata; Actinopteri; Salmoniformes; Salmonidae. The coding region runs from base 833 to 2719 and encodes 628 amino acids.
CCCGCUCCUCUUUCUCUUCGCUAUGAAAAACGCUAGUGUGUGUUUGGUCUUCGGUCUGUUGCGUGUAGAAUAACUCAGCCUACUCAUUGAUAGCCCUGACCUUCGUGAAUUUGCGCGAGACAUUACAAGGCAAGCAAUUGUGAAAUACAGCAUUGCAAUAGCCUACAUAUUUUGAUUACCGAUGCACAGUUCUGCCUGCUAGCGGACAUGCCUGGCUGUGCCCCUCCCAUCUCCCCCCGCUAUUUAUUUGCGGUGAAAGAUGCGAGUUUGUGUUCUCCGGGAAAUAGUUUCCUCCAUUGCAAAAAUACUGAAUUUUAGGAGUCGAAGCUUGACACCAAGGAAAGGGAGUCGACAGGCAAAGGAGUUGAGGAAUCGAUUAUUUUGGAGUCGAUUAUCCACCACUACCCAGUUCUCUCCGUGGUUCUAUCUAGUCCCUAUGCAUUUCAUUUCAAUAACCUGUAUCAUCAUAUUUUGUUUUACUGUAAAGCGGACUGGUACAUAUGCCAAUCUACAAAACAGCACCUUUGGCUGUGGUUAUUAAACGAGUCAAUAUUGCUAGUGUUGAUAACGGUCAAUGUUUUUUUUGACAUUGCACAUUUUAUUCAGAUAGAAAAAUGCAUGUAAACAGAGCUCAAUUGCUAUUAUUAUUAUUGUCAAUGACUACUAUCAACAAUGAUGCCUCAUGAUCUUAUUUUACUACAUGUAAUAAUGCUGUUCUAUAAUAAUUUGUACACCCAUCCCCCACGUCGACAUACUUCGAAAGGACCUACUCGCGAAGGGUGAUUUCAAUAGUGGAUCUUGGUGCUGUCACAUUCUCAGACUCACUUGAGAAAUGUCCACCCCGGACCCCCCCAUGGGAGGGACACCUCGGCCGGGCCCGUCUCCAGGAGCCAUGAGGGGCCCCAGCCUUUCCCCAGGCUCUGCUCAUAGCAUGAUGGGACCCAGCCCAGGUCCCCCAGCCUCUGGACACUCUCACCCACAACAGGGGCCCUCAGUAUAUCCUCAGGAGAAUAUGCAUCAGAUGCACAAACCUAUGGAAGGCAUGCAUGAGAAGGGCAUGUCUGAUGACCCUCGCUAUGGACCAAUGAAGAGCAUGGGCAUGAGACUAGGUGGAGGCCACAUUGGAAUGGGACCCCCUCCUAGCCCCAUGGAUCAACAUUCACAAGGCUACCCCUCUCCACUGGGGAGUUCUGAGCACUCUCCCAACCCUGUGCCAGCCAACAGCCCUCCCCCCGGCCCCAUGAUGCCCUCUGGCCCAGGUGUCCCCAUGGAGGGCGGUGACCCCCAGGCCAUGGGCCAGCAGAGCCUCGGUGGUGUCCUGAGUGGUGGUUCUGUGCCAGGCGGGGUUGGGCCUGGUGGACCCACCCCCUUCAACCAAAACCAGCUGCACCAGCUCAGGGCCCAGAUCAUGGCCUACAAGAUGCUGGCUCACAGCCAGCCCCUACCAGACCACCUGCAGAUGGCUGUGCAGGGUAAGAGGCCCAUGCCAGGGAUGCAGCAGCAGCCAGGGAUGCCCAACAUGCCCCCUUCCUCUGGGCCUGGAGCGGGGCCUGGACAGCCACCAGCAAACUACAACAGACCACUUGGAAUGGUAGGCCCAAACAUGCCUCCUCCAGGACCCUCAGGUGUUCCUCCUGGUAUGCAGGGCCAGCCCACCAAUGGACCCCCUAAACAAUGGCCCGAAGGGCCCAUGGUGAAUGCUGCUGCUCCAUCCAGUGCCCCCCAGAAGCUGAUUCCCCCUCAGCCCACUGGCAGACCCUCCCCUGCUCCCCCCUCCCCCCAGCCCCCACCCAUGGUGCUGCACCAAAAACAGAACCGCAUCACGCCCAUCCAGAAGCCCCGUGGCCUGGACCCAGUAGAGAUCCUCCAGGAGAGAGAGUACAGGCUGCAGGCUCGAGUGCUGAGGCACGUAGCGAGUAAAAAUCAUCUGUCCUCCGUUCCAACACUCACUACCGAGUUUCAAACUGCCUCUGGAAGCAACGUCAGCACAAGAACUGUUCGUCGGGAGCUUCAUGAAAUGGGUUUCCAUGGCCGAGCAGCCGCACACAAGCCUAAGAUCACCAUGCGCAAUGCCAAGCGUCGGCUGGAGUGGUGUAAAGCUCGCCGCCAUUGGACUCUGGAGCAGUGGAAACGCGUUCUCUGGAGUGAUGAAUCACGCUUCACCAUCUGGCAGUCCGACGGACGAAUCUGGCUUUGGCGGAUGCCAGGAGAAAGCUACCUGACUGAAUGCAUAGUUCCAACUGUAAAGUUUGGCGGAGGAGGAAUAAUGGUCUGGGGAUGUUUUUCAUGGUUCGGGUUAGGCCCCUUAGUUCCAGUGAAGGGAAAUCUUAACGCUACAGCAUACAAUGACAUUCUAGACGAUUCUGUGCUUCCAACUUUGUGGCAACAGUUUGGGGAAGGCCCUUUCCUGUUUCAGCAUGACAAUGGCCCCAUGCACAAAGCGAGGUCCAUACAGAAAUGGUUUACCGAGAUCGGUGUGGAAGAACUUGACUGGCCUGCACAGAGCCCUGACCUCAAUCCCAUCGAACACCUUUGGGAUGAAUUGGAACGCAGACUGCGAGCCAGGCCUAAUCGCCCAACAUCAGUGCCUGACCUCACUAAUGUUCUUAUGGCUGAAUGGAAGCAAGUCCCCGCAGCAAUGUUCCAACAUCUAGUGGAAAGCCUUCCUAGAAGAGUUGAGGCUGUUAUAGCAGCAAAGGGGGGACCAACUCCAUAUUAAUAACCAUGAUUUUUGGAAUGAUAUGUUCAAAGGGCAGAUACUUUUGUCCACAUACUUUUGGUCAUGUAGUCUACACAAUUGGCAGGGGGGUUAGAUCAGCUCAAAUGUUGCAGAUAGAUUGUGGCUUCUAUCAGUGUAAAUAUCUGCAUAAUUUCCAAUCCCACAUAUAUUUUUGGGUUGUGUGUGUGUGUGUGUGUGUGUGUGUGUGUAUAUAUAUAUAUAUACACAUACACAUACACACACAGUACCAGUCAAAAGUUUAGACACCUACUUGUUCGAGUAAAAAAAAAAAAGGUACUAUUUUCUACAUUGUAGAAUAAUAGUAUAGACUUAAACUAUGAAAUAACACAUGGAAUCAUGUAGUAACCAAAAAAGUGUUCAAUCAAAAUAUAUUUGAGAUUCUUCAAAGUAGAUGACAGCUUUUCACACUCUUUGCAUUCUCUCAACCAGCUUCAUGAGGUAGUCACCUGAAAUGCAUUUCAAUUAACAAGUGUGCCUUGAUAAAGUUAAUGCGCUUGAGCCAAUCAGUUGUGUUGUGACAAGGUCGGGGUGGUAUACAGAAGAUAGCCCUAUUUGGUAAAAUACCAAGUCCAUAUUAUGGUAAGAACAGCUCAAAUAAUCAAAGAGAAAUGAUAGACCAUAUUUACUUUUCAUAUUUACAUUCAUUACAGUUACCAGCCUCAAAAAUCGGCAAUUAACUGCACCUCAGAUUUUAAAAUAAUAAUAAUUCACCUUUAUUUAACCAGGUAGGCUAGUUGAGAACAUGUUCUCAUUUGCAACUGCGACCUGGCCAAGAUAAAGCAUAGCAGUGUGAACAGACAACAGAGUUACACAUGGAGUAAACAAUAAACAAGUCAAUAACAUAGUAGAAAAAAAAGAAUCUAUAUACAUUGUGUGCAAAAGGCAUGAGGUAGGCAAUAAAUAGGCCAUAGGAGUGAAUAAUUACAAUUUAGCAGAUUAACACUGGAGUGAUAAAUGAUCAGAUGAACAUGUGCAGGUAGAGAUACUGGUGUGCAAAAGAGCAGAAAAGUAAAUCAAAUAAACAGUAUGGGGAUGAGGUAGGUAAAUUGGGUGGGCUAUUUACCGAUGGACUAUGUACAGCUGCAGCGAUCGGUUAGCUGCUCAGAUAGCAGAUGUUUAAAGUUGGUGAGGGAGAUAAGUCUCCAACUUUAGCGAUUUUUGCAAUUCGUUCCAGUCACAGGCAGCAGAGAACUGGAAGGAAAGGCGGCCAAAUUAGGUUUUAGCUUUAGGGAUGAUCAGUGAGAUACACCUGCUGGAGCGCAUGCUACGGGUGGGUGUUACCAUCGUGACCAGUGAACUGAGAUAAGGCGGAGCUUUACCUAGCAUAGACUUGUAGAUGACCUGGAGCCAGUGGGUCUGGCGACGAACAUGUAGCGAGGGCCAGCUGACUAGAGCAUACAGGUCGCAGUGGUGGGUGGUAUAAGUGCUUUUAGUAACAAAACGGAUGGCACUGUGAUAAACUGCAUCUAGUUUGCUGAGUAGAGUAUUGGAAGCUAUUUUGUAGAUGACAUCGCCGAAGUUAAGGAUCGGUAGGAUAGUCAGUUUUACUAGGGUAAGUUUUGCGGCGUGAGUGAAGGAGGCUUUGUUGCGGAAUAGAAAGCCGACUAGAUUUGAUUUUGGAUUGGAGAUGUUUGAUAUGAGUCUGAAAGGAGAGUUUGCAGUCUAGCCAGACACCUAGGUACUUGUAGAUGUCCACAUAUUCUAGGUCGGAACCAUCCAGGGUGGUGAUGCUAGUCGGGCGUGCGGGUGCAGGCAGCGAACGGUUGAAAAGCAGGCAUUUGGUUUUACUAGCGUUUAUGAGCAGUUGGAGGCCACGGAAGGAGUGUUGUAUGGCAUUGAAGCUCGUUUGGAGGUUAGAUAGCACAGUGUCCAUAUAAAUGAUUGCAGCCCAUAUAAAUGCUUCACAGAGUUCAAGUAACAGACAUCCCAACACUGCUGCACAGAAACCACUACUAAAAGACACCAAUAAGAAGAAGCGACUUGCUUGGGCCCAGAAACACAAGCAAUGGAUAUUAGACUUUGGAAAUCUGUCCUUUGGUCUGAUGAGUCCAAAUUUGAGAUUUGUGGUUCCAACCGCCGUGUCUUCGGGAGAUGCAGAGUAGGUGAACGGAUGAUAUCUGCAUGUGUGGUUCCCACUGUGAAGCAUGGAGGCGGUGAUGUUGUGGGUGUGCUUUGCUGGUGACACUGAUUUAUUUAGAAUUCAAGGCACACUUAACCAGCAUGGCUACGACAGCAUUCUUCAGCGAUACGCCAUUCCAUCUGGUUUGCGCUUAGUGGGACUAUCAUUUGUUUUUCAACAGGAUAAUGAACCAACACACCUUCAGGCUGUGUAAGGUCUAUUUGACCAAGAAGGAGAGCGAUGGAGUGCUGCAUCAGAUGACCUGGGCUCCACAAUCACCCGACCUCAAACCUAUUGAGAUGGUUUGGGAUGAGUUGGACUGCAGAGUGAAGAUAAGCAGCCAACAAGUGUUCAGCAUAUGUGGGAACUUCUUAGACUGUUGGAAAGGCAUUCCAGGUGACUACCUCAUGAAGCUGGUUGAGAGAAUGCCAAGAGUGUGUAAAGCUGUCAUCAAGGCAAAGGGUGGCUACUUUGAAAAAUAUUACAUAUUUUGAUUUGUUUAACACUUUUGGUUACUGCAUGAUUUCAUAGUUUUGAUGUCUUCACUAUUAUUCUACAAUGAAUAGUACAAAUAAAGAAAAACCCUUGAAUGAGUAGGUGUGUAAACUUUUGACAGGUUUUAUGUAUAUAAACAUUUGUUAUAUAUUGUCCGUUUAUUAUUUUCCCAUAACCCUACCACCCCUCCCCUAAUUGGAUUAAACUAAUGGACAACACUUAGUCUUCUACUUACAGUUUAUACAUACUAUAUCCUCUACAUUUUACAGACACAGUACAUUUUACGUUAUCUUGUUUUUUUAUUUUUAGUCCCAACCUUCAGCUCCUCUCAACCCCUCCCAUCCAUCUCUGAACACCAUCCUUUUUUAAUGUCUAUUUGCCAUAUAUUUUUCAACUGGACUGUGAUGUUUCACAAAAGUUCAGAACCUUUCUAUUCUCAUAGUUUCAACAGAUUGUAAAUUAAAUAUAAACAUUUUUGCUUAAGAGUA